Messenger RNA from Medioppia subpectinata, 504 nucleotides. NCBI's taxonomy places the organism in Eukaryota, Metazoa, Arthropoda, Arachnida, Sarcoptiformes, Oppiidae. The record is from the annotation of a GenBank genome assembly.
AUGUGUGGAGCAAUCACUACAAAGCAACACAACAGCGACCAAAUGGACGGCCACUCCGACGACCCGAAGCCAAAGCCAGAGGCCGGCAGACGUCCAUCCAUUGUACUCAACGACGAUAUGACCGACAUAUCGGGUGGGGAGCCGUCCGGAGGCAACGCCACCGGUUCCGGGCGGACACGUGUGGCCCUAAAGCCGGGCCAUUCGCUCAUGGAUUGGCUCAAACUGUGCGCCAAAUCGCCGGACCUGUCGGGCACUGGCGGUCAAGUGAUGGCCGUCACUGUGGAGGAGCUGCAGAAACACAACACUCUGGACGACUGUUGGCUGUCGAUCCGCGGGAAGGUGUAUAACGUGACGCAAUACCUGCACUUCCAUCCGGGAGGCGUCGACGAGAUGAUGAGAGGGGCCGGCAGUGACGCCACCGACCUCUUCAACGAAAUACACCGUUACGUCAACUACGAGUCGAUGCUUAAGAAGUGUUUCGUGGGUCCGCUCGUCAUUGAAUGA